Messenger RNA from Capsaspora owczarzaki ATCC 30864, 1496 nucleotides. RefSeq names its product 3-oxoacyl-[acyl-carrier-protein] synthase 2. Gene Ontology annotation, molecular function: 3-oxoacyl-[acyl-carrier-protein] synthase activity. NCBI's taxonomy places the organism in Eukaryota, Filasterea, Ministeriida, Capsasporidae. The transcript has 7 exons. Bases 38 to 1450 code for a protein of 470 amino acids. The record is from RefSeq and is a predicted model, not a curated record. Gene Ontology annotation, biological process: fatty acid biosynthetic process.
CGCAUUCUGGACUGCAACCUCACCCAUCACUACCACGAUGCACAAGCUUGCGUGCAAACUGACAACUGCGCCGCCACUGUUUCCAACUGUGCAACGUCGCGUCGUUGUGACUGGCCUUGGCCUCGUCACUCCGCUCGGCGUUGGCGUUGCAAACACUUGGAAGCGACUCGUUGCUGGCGACUGCGCAGUCGACCGCAUUCGCAACGCUGAUGCAUACAGUGGACUGCCGACGUCGAUCGCUGCACAGGUGCCGCGCGGCGAGGCGGGCGUUGCGGCCGGGCUGUUCAACCCGAGCGAGUGGCUCGAGCCGGGCGAUUCCAAGCGCAUGCCCGACUUUAUCCAGUUCGCCAUGGCCGCCGCCUCGCAGGCGCUGGACGAUGCAGGAUGGCACCCAAAGACCGACGCCGAGCAGCGCGAAACGGGCGUCGCGAUCGGAUGUGGCAUGGUCAGCAUGGACGACAUGGCCACAGCCUCGGCGCUCUUCGCUCCGCCGACAACAAGCGCUCCAGCUGCUGCUGCUGCUGCUGCUGCUGCUGUUGUAGCACAAACUGAUGCUGGAACAUCAUUCGAUAAUCGUCCGGGCUACCGCAAACUGAGUCCGUUCUUUGUGCCGCGAAUUCUGGUCAAUAUGGCGUCGGGACACGUCUCGAUCCGUCACGGCUUGCGGGGCGUCAACCACUCCGUAUCGACUGCGUGUGCCACUGGAGCGCAUGCAAUCGGCGAUGCCUUCCGGUUUAUCCGGAACGGCGAUGCAGAAGUGAUGGUCGCCGGAGGUACCGAGGCCUGCAUCACACCACUGUCGGUGGCCGGGUUUUGCAAAGUGAAAGCCCUUUCGACGGCCUUCAAUGAUUCUCCGAAACUCGCCUCCCGUCCUUUCGACGAACGCCGCGACGGCUUUGUGAUUGGAGAAGGCUCGGGCGUUCUUGUUUUGGAGGAAUACGAGCAUGCCAAACGCCGCGGCGCAACCAUUUACGCCGAAAUUCGUGGCUACGGACUUUCCGGAGACGCCUUCCACAUGACUGCACCUUCUGAGGAUGGACGCGGUGCAAUCCAUUGCAUGGAGUCUGCAAUCCGACAAGCUGGACUGACCCCCGCGGAUGUCGACUAUGUGAAUGCGCAUGCGACAUCUACUCCACUAGGCGACGCUGUCGAAAACCGAGCCAUCAAGACCGUGUUUGGAGCGCACGCAACAUCGCUUGCCAUCUCGUCCACAAAGGGAGCCAUCGGCCAUCUUCUCGGUGCGGCGGGAGCGGUGGAAGCCAUCUUCUCCGUGCUGGCCAUCUCUGAGAAAAUGGUGCCCCCGACGGCCAAUUUGGAGAGCCAAUCCACCGAAUUUACUCUCGACUAUACACCCAAAGUCGCCAAGCCUCGAGUAAUUCGUGCGGCUCUAUCCAACUCGUUCGGUUUUGGCGGUACAAACGCGAGUUUGUGUUUUGGAUCCAUUGCCUGAAGGAACAACAUGACAGUAUUGUUUUUUAAUGCAAGAGCGAUUGGGA